Microdochium trichocladiopsis is the source of this 2544-nucleotide messenger RNA. Its product is annotated as cellobiose dehydrogenase. Gene Ontology annotation, biological process: carbohydrate metabolic process. The transcript has 5 exons. Lineage: Eukaryota; Fungi; Ascomycota; Sordariomycetes; Xylariales; Microdochiaceae. Gene Ontology annotation, molecular function: cellulose binding; oxidoreductase activity, acting on CH-OH group of donors; flavin adenine dinucleotide binding. Bases 1 to 2544 code for a protein of 847 amino acids. Gene Ontology annotation, cellular component: extracellular region. The record is from RefSeq and is a predicted model, not a curated record.
AUGGGUCGCUUCGGAAUCCUCGCCUCGCUGCUGCUGGCAGUUGGGCUCAAUGUCCAGCAGACCGCUGCACAGGGCGCCGCACCUGCCACUUACAAGGAUCCUACCACCGGUAUCAUCUUCAACACCUGGAGCGUGCCUGAUCGCAAUGUCGGCGGCUUCGGUGGCGCGUAUGGUGGUAUGAAGAUUGGUAUGGCUCUCCCUGCCAACGCCCUGACUGUCAACGCCAACGAGUUCAUUGGUAUCCUGGAAUGCCCCAAGAACAGCACUGUGCUCACGGGUUACUGCGGUAUCUCCCUCGGAGGUGGCAUGCCUACCAAUCUGCUCCUCACUGCGUGGCCGUCUGGCAACGACGUCCUGACCUCGUUCCGCUGGGCCACGGGUUACGUCGAGCCCGAGCUGUACACCGGAAACGCCAAGCUCACCCAGAUUUCCUCGGCUAUCAACGCCACCCACUUCAGACUGAUCUACCGCUGCGAGAACUGUCUUUCAUGGAACCAGGACGGUACCACUGGCGGUGCGUCGACAUCCAACGGUGGCUUGACCCUCGGCUGGGCCGCCGCCUUCCAGCCCCCGACAGGUGCUUCGUGUGCCAGCAGCGCUCGCUUCGUCCAGCAUGACAACGGACAGAGCAUCUGGGGUGCCGGUCUCGACAGCAAUGCUGCCAACCCGUCAUACACGUCGUGGGCCGCCUUGGCCACCAAGACGGUCACUGGCAACUGCGGUAGUACGCCAACAAGCAGCUCAACAUCGGUCCCUGCCCCAACUGGUACUCCCGUACCCAACAAGCAGUACGACUACAUCGUAGUCGGGGCCGGUGCCGGUGGUAUCCCCAUCGCAGACAAGCUGAGCGAGGCUGGCAAGAAGGUCUUGCUCAUUGAGAAGGGCCCUGCGUCCCUUGGUCGCUGGGCUGGCAACGCCAAGCCAAACUGGAACACUCCUCCGUGGCUCGAGGGCACGGGCCUGACUCGUUUCGAUGUCCCCGGUCUUUGCAACGAGAUCUGGGUUGACUCUGCCGGUAUUGCCUGCUCUGAUGUCGACCGGAUGGCUGGUUGUGUUCUUGGCGGUGGCACUGCCGUCAACGCAGGUUUAUGGUUCAAGCCCAAUGCGAUCGACUGGGACUACAACUUCCCAAGUGGCUGGAAGUCUUCCGACAUGACUGGCGCUACCAACAGAGUCUUCUCGCGCAUCCCAGGCACCGACACACCUUCCGUAGACGGCAAGCGUUACCUCCAGCAGGGCUUUGAUGCCCUUGCGACUGGCCUCAAGGCUGGCGGCUGGACUGAGGUCACGGCCAACAAUGCGCCCAGCUCCAAGAACCGUACCUUUGCACACGCGCCCUUCAUGUUCAGUGGCGGUCAGCGCGGUGGCCCUCUUACCACUUACCUCGACACUGCGUCCAAGCGUUCCAACUUUGACUUGUGGCUUAACACGGCCGUGAAGCGCGUAGUGCGCACGGGUGGUCACGCCACUGGUCUCGAGGUUGAGCCCUUCCGCAACGGAGGCUACGUGGGCACCAUCAACCUCACUCCAGUCACUGGACGUGUCAUCCUGUCCGCUGGUGCGUUUGGAACGUCCAAGAUCCUGUUCCGCAGCGGCAUCGGCCCCUCGGACGUUCUUGGCGUCGUAAAGAACUCGACUGAUGGCCCUACCAUGAUCUCGACGGACCAGUGGAUCCCGCUUCCCGUCGGCAAGAACCUCGAGGACCAUACCAAUACUGACAUGGUCAUCUCGCACCCCAACGUCGUCUUCUACGACUUCUACGAGGCCUUUGACGAGCCGAUUGCAGCUGACAAGACUGCCUACCUCAGCAAGCGCUCUGGUAUUCUUGCUCAGGCUGCACCCAAUAUUGGCCCAAUGGCUUGGGAGUCGAUCAAGAACACUCCCGACGGCGUUGAGAGACAGCUCCAGUGGACUGCUCGUGUCGAGGGCAGCUUGGGCGCCGAGAACGGCAAGACCAUGACCCUCAGCCAGUACUUGGGCCGUGGCGCCAAGUCCCGGGGUCGCCUGACCUUGACGCCGUCCCUCAGUGUCACUGUUUCCACCCUGCCCUACCUCACCGACAAGGGCGAUGUUGCCGCCGUCAUUCAGGGCAUCAAGAACAUGCAGGCUGCACUCAACAAGGUGCCCAACUUGACCUUCGUGUCGCCAGCCCCUGGCCAGUCCGCCGAGGAUUACGUCGCCCAGUACGUCGUCUCGUCCAACCGUGGUUCCAACCACUGGAUCGGCAGCGCCAAGCUCGGUGUCGACGAUGGCCGCAGCAGCACGGGCACCUCGGUUGUCGAUGUCAACGCCCAGGUCUACGGUACCGACAACAUUUUUGUCGUCGACGCCUCCAUCUUCCCCGGCCACGUCACCACGAACCCUUCGGCGUACAUUGUCGUUGCCUCUGAGCGCGCUGCCGAGCGUAUCCUGGCGCUUGCUCCGGCGGCCGCCCGCAACCAGUUCGACCAGUGCGGUGGCCUCAACUACAGCGGCAGCUUCCAGUGCAAGACUGGAUACACCUGCAAGAAGCAGAACGACUACUACUGGCAGUGCCUGGCUUAA